GGAAAAGAGAGAGAGAGAGACUUGCUCUUCCAGGAAGGGACUAUUAACCAGCGCGCUGCCGACGCAUGAAGGGAAAACACACGCAGACAAAAGAAGUUUUCUCCCCGACCGCCGCGCCAUGGAGCCGGCCAGCAGAUAACAGGAAGAGAGCAAGACGCGGCGGGUUAUGUCAGGAAAACAACCAGACAACUAAAGCCGAACAACUUCCCCCAGCACAACACGCCGAGCGGCGGGCUGCCGCGGAGGGUUUCUACCGGGAACACGCGGAGGGAAAGAAGAGGGCGCCGCGGAAAAGUGGAAGGAGCUGGAGAGAAGUUGACGGGAGAUCAUGUCUGAAUCCUCCUCGGCUGCGAGCAAGCAGGAGAGGAGCUCUUUCAGUCCUUCCGCGAACCCGCUGCCAAACUCCACUUCCUCCCCCGUCCAUGCUCCCGCCGCCAGGCCAGCCAGCCGAAUGGAGGACGAGCCCGCCAGGCUGCCUGCACACCUGCGUCUGCAGCCGGUGUUCUGGAGCCGGGAGGACGUGGCCCAGUGGCUGCGCUGGGCCGAGAAGGAGUUCGCCCUGCGGCCGAUCACCAGCGGCUCCUUCCAGAUGAACGGCAAAGCGCUGCUGCUGCUCACCAAGGAGGACUUCCGGUACCGGUCGCCCCACUCCGGCGACGUCCUGUACGAGCUGCUGCAGCACAUCCUGAAGCAGAGGAAGCCUCACGUCUUCUACCCGUCGGCCUACUUCCCCGGCAGCUCCUUCCACUCGCUGCCCGACAGCGCCGCGCAGCACCUGAAGCUCGAAGAGACGGUCCGGCGGGCGCCGCGAGGCUCCGAGCCGCUCCCCCAGCACCCGCCCACCAUCGAGCUGCGGCACCGUUCACGCUCGCCCUACGGCGCCGCCGCACGCCGCUCCCCGCCGGAGCCCGGCCACCCGCGCGGCGCCGCCGCCGGGGACGACCACCUGCAGGCCUUCUCCCAGCUGCCCGACAGCAACCACCACCUGUCCUCCGAGGAGAUGUACCCGCUGUCGGUGUCGCCGCCCGCCGCGCCCAACGGCCGCUGCGUCACGCCCCGAGAGGCGCCCUGCAGCCCGGGGGGCCAGGAGGCGGGGCCUCCUCCUCUUCGCGUCAUCCAACUCAUGCCCAGCGCCACCAUGAACCCCUUGCUCCUCAGCCCGAGCAGGGGCGGCGGCGCCGUGGACUUCAGGCACGGUCGCGGCGGAGAGCAGGAGAACGGCCGCGACGGGAAAGUUCACGGCCUCCACCACCAGAUGGCGCUGUCCCAGCAGCAGCAGCACGAGGAGGCGCUCUACAGGAGCCACGGCAUCAUGCCCGUGUCGCCGCCGGAGGAGCCGCAGAUGCCCAUCGGCCGGAUAGCAGACUGCAGGCUGCUGUGGGACUACGUCUACCAGCUCCUGUCAGACAGCAGGUACGAGAACUACAUCCGCUGGGAGGACACGGAGAGCAAAGUCUUCCGCAUCAUGGACCCCAACGGCCUGGCCAGGCUCUGGGGGAAUCACAAGAACCGGACCAACAUGACGUACGAGAAGAUGUCGCGAGCACUGAGGCACUACUACAAGCUGAACAUCAUCAGGAAGGAGCCCGGACAGAGGCUGCUCUUCAGGUUCAUGAAGACUCCCGACGAGAUCAUGAACGGCCAGACGGACCGGCUGGAGCACCUGGAGUCCGACACGGACGAACAAAUCUACAUCAAAGAGGAAUGCUGAGGAAGAAGAAGAAGAAAUGAGUUCAUGGACUACUUCCUCCUCACGGGAUGCCUUCAGGAGCAGCUGGAGACCGCGCCGCCCAACCCGGAGCGCCUGGGCGUUCCUCACAGACGGACAUGACAUCUCUCUCUCUCUCUCUCUGUCUCUCUCUCUCUCAAAGAUUGCCUUCGGGAUGAUCUUCUUUCCUAAAAGUAAAAAGAAAGAAAAAGAAAUCUGGCACCAGUUGCUUCCCCCCCGAUGGGCGGAGCCUAAAAGACUUUCCCAGUGUUCCCUUUCUGUUUCUGAAUGAACUGCAAAAGCCAAUCACGACGUGCUUGAGUCACUUUGAUGAUCUUAGUCUCCUCACGCCCCUUAUUCUGGAGAUAUGCUGUUUGUAAAAAGAGAAAGUGUGUGUGCGUGUGUGCGUGUGUGUGUGUGCGCGUGUGUGUGUGCGGCUGGAAUGUUUUCACCAUGGAAUAAACAUUUUUGAUCAAACCGA
Pseudoliparis swirei is the source of this 2189-nucleotide messenger RNA. It is a transcript of the gene etv6, whose product is annotated as ETS variant transcription factor 6. NCBI's taxonomy places the organism in Eukaryota, Metazoa, Chordata, Actinopteri, Perciformes, Liparidae. The coding region runs from base 329 to 1711 and encodes 460 amino acids. The transcript has 8 exons. Gene Ontology annotation, biological process: regulation of transcription by RNA polymerase II; cell differentiation. Gene Ontology annotation, molecular function: sequence-specific DNA binding; DNA-binding transcription factor activity, RNA polymerase II-specific. The record is from RefSeq and is a predicted model, not a curated record. Gene Ontology annotation, cellular component: nucleus.